This is a messenger RNA of Haliotis rubra (blacklip abalone), 2434 nucleotides long. Its product is annotated as cAMP-dependent protein kinase type II regulatory subunit-like. NCBI's taxonomy places the organism in Eukaryota, Metazoa, Mollusca, Gastropoda, Lepetellida, Haliotidae. Gene Ontology annotation, cellular component: cAMP-dependent protein kinase complex. Gene Ontology annotation, biological process: regulation of protein phosphorylation. The record is from RefSeq and is a predicted model, not a curated record. The coding region runs from base 1219 to 2313 and encodes 364 amino acids. The transcript has a single exon. Gene Ontology annotation, molecular function: cAMP-dependent protein kinase regulator activity.
AGUUCCACAAUAAGCACUUCACUUAACAACGUCACUGUGUGGUUGUGCAGAACGGUGGAGUUGACCAGGUUUGGAAUCUGGGUUUUCGUUAAGGUGGAGUUCAUCUUCAUAUGAAACAGGUGGUAUGGAGAGACAUGGCGGGCACAUGUAGAGGGACAAAUGUUGGAUAUUUACGAAUCGGUGGCGUUUGUGAAGAACUUGUACCCUUGAUUUUACGCAACUUCAAACUGGAUUCAAUUUGUUUGUGAGCUAGAAUUCGAACUUUUAAAAGCCCUUUACUCAACUUCAAAUUGGAUUAAAUAGGGUUGUAAGCUGAAACUCGAACUUGGAACCUUUACUCAACUUCAAACUGGAUUCAAUUUGGUUGUGAGGGGUGAUCUGAGUAGUUUCGGUCAUGUUAAUACAAUAGUGACGGUCGUGAGAUAUUAUCAUCUUGGAAGAUUCAGGAGUCCUCCAUAUGAAGACUUCAAGGGAUUGCGAGCUUCAAUGGAUAAAUGCGACUUUAAGAGGAUUGUUGAGGAUCUUGUGUUUUAGUUACAGGUCAUAACCGCAAUAAGCAAUCAACAUUGUAAUGUUUCGAGUUAAUUGAUUUGACAUUAUCAAAUUGUGUCUAAUAUCUGGUAUACAUAGCCCAUUUUAGGAAGGAGUAAUCAAAAUGCAAGAUGCUUAAGAGUUGUACACAUUUGUAUAUGUCAUCUGUACAGGCGGCUUCAUCGAGGAGUUGUUGUUUAUACAUGCAUACAGGAUGGGAUGGAUUUUACGAUGUUUCACAAGGCGUUCAUUGAUCAAUGGAGACUGUUGUCGGAGCUAUUUUCUUCAAGGAUCUAGCGCAUACAGAACAUUUUCUAAAUAUACCACGGACGGAUUAAACUAAAGUUGACAGCCAACCGUAACGUUUUAAUUGAUCGACACUUACUUCCUCGUGUAAUUGGCACGCAUAAAACGGUGUACUUGCCACUGCAAGACGUGUUGCGAAGGAAACCAACAGUAAAUCAUAGUGCAUUGCAGGCAAAUGAGAAAACCAGUGCACAUCGCCCAGUAUUGAUGAUUCGUGCGUGCAUAAUGAAUGAUUUCAAGAUUACAGGGCAGCGCACCUGUCGUUAAUUAGCCUUCAUUAAAUAUACAGAACUAUAAGGCCGUGACACUUUCUCCAUCAGGUAAGCUGACGAUAUGGCUGCACUGACAUAAAUAUCCUUGUACGUGACAUCGGGAUAAACAAUGAUGAACCUCGAGAUUCCGUCCGGGCUGGGGGACAUGCUGAAGGAUUUCACUGUUGCAGUUCUCCGUGAGAAACCCAGCGACCUCAACGACUACGCCGUGGAAUACUUCACCCGGGCGAGAGAUAUAAGUAAACCGAAAACAGUUCCUAUGUACAUCAUCGUCGAUGAUGACGAAGCUGGCGAGCCGGAUCUAAAGCCGAAAACUAAUAAAAACAAAUACGCCCGACGGAAUUCAGUAUCUGCAGAAAGGUAUGACCCGGAAGCUGAUGAUGAUGAAAAGGAAAAGGUCGUUUACCCCAAAUCUCCAGAACAGAGGAAUCGUCUUAAAGAAGCCCUGGGGGGAAUCCUGAUAUUUCGUAGCUUGGAUUCCGACCAAAUCAAUGACGUUAUUGAUGCCAUGUUUGAGAAGAACGUUACAGAUGGCGAAGUUGUUAUCAAACAGGGCGAUGACGGUGACAACUUUUACGUCAUCGAUUCAGGCACGUAUGACGUCAUUGUCGACACAAACGGAGACGAAAAGAAGGUGUUUGAAUUCGACAACAAAGGAAGCUUCGGAGAAUUAGCCCUUAUGUACAACAUGCCCAGGUCGGCGACGAUACGUGCUUCGGAAGACGGAGUACUAUGGGCCAUGGACCGGUCGUCAUUUCAACGUAUCAUACUGAAAGCUGCGUUCAAGAAACGCAAGCUUUACGAACGGCUUCUGGAACAUGUUCCUAUGCUGCAGUCGAUUGACCAAUAUGAGCGAAUGAACCUUGCUGACGCACUGCUCACUAAGAUCUUUGCUGACGGAGACGUCAUCAUAAGCCAAGGGGACGAGGCAGAUGGGAUGUACUUUAUUGAAGAUGGCUCGGUGUAUAUCUCCAUCAACAAAGAUGCCGGCCAUGUUGAACGUGUUGGAAGUCUUUGUGAAGGGAAAUAUUUUGGAGAACUGGCCUUGAUCGAGAAUAAGCCAAGGUCAGCUAACGUUGUGGCCGACGGUAAGGUGAAGGCUGCGUUUUUAGAACGUGAAUCCUUUGAGAGACUUCUUGGGCCAUGUUUAGAUAUCAUGAAACGGAACUCGGAGAUUUACAAGAAAUAUGCGGGAAAGAAAUGAUGAAGGACAGAAAGUGUCUGUGUGGCAAUUUGUAUGAAUGAACCAGGUGCAACUUUUGGUUUUGCCUCGCAUGCGGAUUUCAGGAAAUAUGAGGACUUCAAUAUAUGUUGAGGAGAUAAAC